This is a messenger RNA of Phytophthora sojae, 273 nucleotides long. RefSeq lists its product as hypothetical. The annotation marks the transcript as partial. Lineage: Eukaryota; Oomycota; Peronosporomycetes; Peronosporales; Peronosporaceae. The record is from RefSeq and is a predicted model, not a curated record. The transcript has a single exon.
GAGAUCGAGCGCUGGUUCAGCAACAGGUGGAGCGCGGACGCGGUCUUCUACAAACUAGAAUUGGACUCAGCCGGUUCCCGAGUAUUUCAGAUGCCAGCUUUCUGUACUUGGACCUCGUACGCGCAGAGGUUGGAGGGGUCGGGCGCGGUCAAGGUGAUGCUCAAGACGCUGCUAGAGCAAUACUCAAAGCCAAAACUCUUCGGACUUCUUGGUGCUGCUAAGAAGGUCGAGGCCACGAAGACGAUCGCAACACAAUUGGAAAAUAAGUUGCUC